AUGCAGUUUAAUCAAGUCUCAUCGCUGCCGAACAACUCUGUUGCGAUGCUUUUAAAUCCAGAUCAACCUGCCAUGACACAUUCCGACCAGCCAAGUAAAACCGAAAAUGAAGUUCAAAGUAAUCCUGCUAAGCCAUUGAUGGAUGAUAAAAAGAUAAGCACAGAAAGUGCUUUGGCUUCUGUUAUGACAGAACCGCAGCCAUCAAAAAUUGGUCAAGGGAAAGAAAAAAUGGCACCAUCAUCUCAUAAGAGCCACAAUAAUACUUCACCACAUUCGAAUGGACAAAAUCAAAGCAUUUAUAUAUAUACUCAACAUAAAACAAGGCUGAAUGCUCCAUUUGAUCUUUCUCAUGUUCACUGCCAAAAAAUAAUCCAUGAUACAAGAAUUGCAAGUGAGGGAACAAUCAAAGGAAUAAAAUAUACUGUCCAAGAGGGAUCUAUUCCAACUGUAGUAAUCGAUAGAAGUGAUAACUAUCCCACACCUUAUGAACUUUACGCAAUAAUGGAACCGCUGGGGAAACAGUUUGGUGCUGUAAAAAUUGACUUCAGGAAUUGCGAUGAUCCACUCUUUGCUUCAUUUGGUAUAGAUACAGAAAACUUCUGGUUCAAACCUAGAAAGCAACAUAGUAAUUCUUAUAACAUCGAAUUACAAAAACGUGUAAAACUUCAUCACGAUCUCUACAGAUUUCACAAACUCAAAAAGGAUCCAAAAAGAAACUCUACGCUUGGUAAAAUCCCAAGCAUUGAUAAAAGAACGUUAGACCUACACAGACUACGUUCUUGUGUCCAAUCACGAGGAGGAUUUGAAAAUGUAUGUCAGAAGAAACUCUGGGCACAAAUAGGCAGAGAACUAGGAUAUUCGGGUAGGAUAAUGAGCUCUUUAUCAACUUCUUUGAGAUCUGCAUAUAUCAAAAUGUUUUCUGACUUUGAUAAACAAGAAGAAAGUUCACAACUUUCUUUAGAUACCACAACCAGCCCUGCAGAUAGUAUAAAAAUACCACAAGAAAAAUUUUACACUACAGGAAAGAGAGAUACAGACUAUGCGCAGAUUAAGGACCGAGAUGCAAGUACAAGUGACCAACAUCUUAUAAAACGCCAAUGUACAGAGAAAAUUCUAAAUUUUGAACUAGGCGGAUCUGGUAAAGAGUACUUUAGAAUGCGUGAUAUACUAGAUGCAAAGGGGUUCUCUACACGUUACGGAUCAGUUGUGGAACCAAAGAUAGGAAUAACUGAACCUAACGAUUCUACUUACCCAGACUAUAACUUCAACUUGUGGAAUAGAGAAUCUGAAAUAUAUGAUAACUCUCUCUACGAAUGGAGAAGUUCACCAAUUUAUAACUUAAAACAAUAUUUUGAGAAAUCGCAGCGUCACCGUGAGAUGAUUCAAGAGUCACUUCAGGAUCUGUACCCUUCUCUUUCCUCUUAUGGUGACGCAAUGUCCAUUGAAGACUUCGAAAGAUUGUAUCAAACUAUCAUCCAAGAAGAAUCGUUAUCUUUUGAUAUUGAAACAGGUCUAGAUCUGCCCACAAUUGUGCAUGGUUCUGGAUUUGUCAACUUUGCAGCACCGACAUCCAACACCAAACCGCGAACUCCUCAUCCAUGGGACUUGAAUACCAUCAAUCUAUGCAAAGAAUCCAUACUACAAUAUUUAGAUAUUGACUAUGGAAAUUUAUGUUCGAGUAAGAUAGAUAUUGGUAUGCUAUUCUCCACUUCAGGUUGGGCUGUUGAAGAUGGACUUCUACCCGUUUUGGAUUACUCACAUGUAGGUUCCUCAAAAGUGUGGUAUUUUGUUCCUCCACAGUACAAAAACCGCAUGGAAUCACUUUUUGAAGAUAUAAAGCAAAAGAUACCUAAAAAUGACGUUGAGAAAUAUGAAGCGGACUUCAUUGAAUCAGACUUUUUCCAGAGUUUCCAAGCUACCAAUUUACUUGAUCAGAAUAAAACUUCGAGGAAAAGAACGAUUAAUAAUUCAUUACUGGAUAUUGUAGGCAUCAAACCCGAUAUUCAAAAUCCUCAUAAUGAUAUCCAGGUGCCGACGUCCAACCUAUCAUCAGCAGGUAUACGAUAUUUUAAAGUAGUUCAGGAACCAAAGACCUUCAUAAUGAAAUAUCCGCAAGUGUAUUCUACUACAAUACAUUCUGGAUUUCAAAUCAGUGAAAAAUCACUAUUUGCACCAAAAGAAUGGUUGAAUAGCUUGGAGGCAGUAGAGUCUUGGAGGUCUCAUAAUCAUUUAUUACCUUCAGUAUUACCUUUUCAAUUAUUGGUGAAUAUAUCUGAAAAUUCUUCAGAUAACGAGCUUAUAAGAACUAUUCAGCCCUUAUUGAUUAAAUCAAUUAAGGAAGAGCUACAGCUACGAAACAAAAUUGAAAAAAAUAUACCUCAUGUGAUCAAUAAGUUUGAUUUCAUUUCCGAUAUUGAUCUUUCUCCGACUGGGGCGUCAAAAAUGGUUAUAUCGAAUGAAUCAAACUCGAUAUCAAUUUCAAUUACCCAGUAUCUCGAGUUGGAAUCAAAAUUUACCGAAUUACAGGGGUUAAAUAUUGAACUGCAUGAAUAUUACACAGAGUCGUUUUUGACCGAUUUAUUGAUUAAAUUACAAAAUGAUCCAACGAAUAGAGAAAACUCUAUUCCUUACGAAACUACUUCACUACUUGAUAUGAUAAACAAUCUAAAAUGUUCCCAAGGAAGCGGUCCUAAAAUAUCUAUCAACGAUUUAUCUAACCUUUUGAUAAGCAUACCUGACGAAAAUUUGGAUGAAAAGUGUAUCAUUAAGGAGUUUAUUAACGAAGCUCAAAUGGUUACCAGAGGCUGCAAAAGCAUCAUUGAACGAACUAGAGUACCAAAAAUAACAAAAAUUUCUCAUGACGCUGGGUUUAUGACGAAAAGAAUUUUACCACCAGAGUUUGAUGUUGGCCUCGAAGACCUUGAUAAUUUAUUACAGAAAAUACGUGAAUUACCAGUUAGCAUUGAUUACUCAAAUGACAUUGAUAGAAUUGUAAAUUCAUUCGCUCAGUUUCAAAAGGAUGCCGCUCUCUAUAGGCGUUCUAACCAGAUAGAAAUAUUAGAGAAGAUAUACACCAAAGGAUUAAGCUUGGGAAUAAAUUCAAAAUACCUCCAAAUAUAUGCAGAGAGAAUUUCUCAGUUACAAUGGCUUAAAGUUUACGAUAUGAUCUUUGGAAAUGAUAAAAGAGGAAUAGCAAUAAAUGAUAUAUCAACUUUCCAAGCUCAUGAUGUGUUUUCAUUCUUGUCCCUCGGUGUGGACUUAUUUGGUGAUGAUGAAAUUGACAAGUUGGAAAAUAUAGCAAAGGAAAUUGCCAAAUUACAAUGGAUCACGAACACUGUUCAAAAACUUCUUAUAGAUAAAAGUCAUAGAAUCAAGUCAUCUACUUUGCAGGAAUUAGUCAACACAUCGAAUAGUGUUCGUAUCCCAUUAUCUUCAAAGCUUCUAGAUCAACUAAGUGAAAUUAACAAGACUAUCGGUGCAGCUCGAAAUAUUCUUCUACCUAUGCACCAAAAACUUUCAAUUAACGAUCAAUGGGUAUCGGAAUUCCAGUCUGCGGUUAGAAAUAGAACCACAGAGCAGUCCCAGGUGGUGAACAGAUUCAAUGGAUCAGCAAACGACUUACGUUUGACGCAAGCGGACGCAUUGCAAAAUCUUGAACCACCUCUAUAUUCUAAGCAUAUAAAGGCGACAAAAGCUUGGCAACAUGAUUUCAACAGUGUCUUUAAUGGCGUUAGCCAGAGCCUACAGGCAGUAAUGGACCGCGUGAAACGAUGCUGGAGCCCUCUAGAUAAAUUUGAUAAUCCGGAAGAAACUAGGCGUUACUGUUUCUGUCGUCAGGUGGACAACGGAGAUGUCAUGGUGGAAUGCGAGAUAUGCAACGAAUGGUACGACUUCUCUUGUAUCAAUCAAGGGAAAUGGGUUUUGCCCGAAGAUGAUAGUACAGUGUUUUGCUGCGAAAUAUGCUUACACAGGCCAUUAGAGAAGAAUUCCCAGGGCCCAACUUUUGACCAGAUUCAACGCUUGAUUAUCGAAUCUGCAAAGAUAAAGAUCGUUCCAGAUAAAACAAUUAUUUCCAACCUCUUUGACCUAUACAAAUUGUGCUGUAACUAUAGAAAUGCGGUGGAGCAGAUUUUACUAGAACAACACAACUGUAAACUCAUUAAAUUCUACUUACGUAAGAUCAUCGGUGCUGGUAUCUCAAUGCCUGAGCUAUGCAACAAGUUACUGGAUUCGUGUAAGUCUCAAGAUGAAACUAAAAUACAGGAGAUUCUUCGCAACAAAACGAAAAUUGUCUCUGGUUAUCCGUCAGAGGAUACCUCACUUGUAAAUCAAGGACAAGAACAAAUUCAACACACUAAAGCUGAGCAUAUGUCGUUGGCGCCUUCAUCUAACAACAUUCACCCUCUUCUAGGAGAAUGA
Kluyveromyces marxianus DMKU3-1042 is the source of this 4419-nucleotide messenger RNA. RefSeq names its product Ecm5p (gene ECM5). Gene Ontology annotation, cellular component: nucleus. NCBI's taxonomy places the organism in Eukaryota, Fungi, Ascomycota, Saccharomycetes, Saccharomycetales, Saccharomycetaceae. The transcript has a single exon. Gene Ontology annotation, biological process: chromatin remodeling. The record is from RefSeq and is a predicted model, not a curated record. The coding region runs from base 1 to 4419 and encodes 1472 amino acids. Gene Ontology annotation, molecular function: histone H3K4me/H3K4me2/H3K4me3 demethylase activity; DNA binding.